CGUGUGUGCUCUGCUUUCCUGCUCACCCUCACCCUCACCUCUUGUAAACCUCUGUCUCCGUCGCCCCCACAAGAGAGCCUUUCCCAAGGGUCAUUUGCAAGCCUUUUUCUUGAUCCACAAACCCGCAGUUCUCCACUGACCCCAGCUGUCCUGUAAAGCCUACUUCGACGGCCCAUCUAGAUCAUGGACCACCACUCCCCCCUCCCAGCCCCCUCACCGGGCUGGAAGGUGGCAACCGCGGAAAAACAGGGCCACUCUCCUUGACGGGGCUUCGGGUGACAUCACAUCCUCCGAACGCGAAAUCUGGCUCCUCGGCCGGCCGGCGAAGGGCGCAACUUCCCCCCUCGGGGUCCCACCAGCUCCUGCGCGCGUCCGCUCGUGUCGCUCAGCGCCGAGUGCGCCAUGGCCUCUCCGGUGACUGCCCAGCUCCUGCCGCUGGCCUUGCUGCUUCAUGCCGCCGCAGCCGCCGGGCCGAGCCCGUUCCGCUUAUCGCCCGGGAAGGUGGAGGGCAGGCUCGGCCAGCGGGUGGAGCUGCAGUGCGAGGUGCUGCUGUCCAGCGCGGCGCCGGGCUGCACCUGGCUCUUCCAGAAGAACGAACCUGCCGCCCGCCCCAUCUUCCUGGCGUACCUCUCCAGAAGCCGGACCAAGUUGGCCGAGGAGCUGGACCCCAAACAGAUCUCGGGCCAGAGGGUUCAGGACACCCUCUACAGUCUCACCCUGCACAGAUUCCGCAAGGAGGAAGAAGGCUACUAUUUCUGCUCGGUCGUGAGCAACUCCGUUCUGUACUUCAGCGCCUUCGUCCCGGUCUUCCUGCCAGUCAAGCCCACCACUACGCCCGCGCCGCGACCGCCCACGCAGGCGCCCAUCACCACGUCGCAGCGGGUGUCUCUGCGCCCGGGGACCUGCCAGCCUUCAGCGGGCAGCACAGUGGAAGCAAGUGGGCUGGACUUGUCCUGUGACAUCUACAUCUGGGCACCCCUAGCUGGGACCUGCGCCUUCCUUCUCCUGUCGCUGGUCAUCACCCUCAUCUGCAACCACAGGAACCGAAGACGUGUUUGCAAAUGUCCGAGUGCAGGGCCUGGAUUUAUGACCAAGGAGUGGACUGGAAGAAAAGGGAACCAGAGGCAGGGGCAGGCCCGUGGUCAGAGCAGGAGGCAAGCCUAGCCCGUCAGAGAGAUACGUCUAACAUGGAGAUGGGCCCCAUGCACCAGCCACUACAAGACCAAAUAAAACUCUCUUUAUGAGGACAGUAACAGUCCUUCCCUUUCA
This is a messenger RNA of Prionailurus viverrinus (fishing cat), 1269 nucleotides long. It is a transcript of the gene CD8A, whose product is annotated as CD8 subunit alpha. Lineage: Eukaryota; Metazoa; Chordata; Mammalia; Carnivora; Felidae. Bases 403 to 1164 code for a protein of 253 amino acids. The record is from RefSeq and is a predicted model, not a curated record. The transcript has 7 exons.